This is a messenger RNA of Acanthosepion pharaonis, 2103 nucleotides long. The record is from the annotation of a GenBank genome assembly. NCBI's taxonomy places the organism in Eukaryota, Metazoa, Mollusca, Cephalopoda, Sepiida, Sepiidae.
AUGCCCAAAUAUUUAUAUUCAAGUAAAUAUUCCUCUACCAUCAUUUCUCCUUAUUUUUCGCUUGUACUAAUCUUUAUUAAUAAGAACUGUCCAAGUUCAAUCGAGCAAGUCAUUAUUAUAGAAUGUUUUACCCCAGCGGUCAGUCACGUGUUACCAUUUACCUCCUUCCUCCUAUCUCGCCAAAUCUCAGCAAUGGCCGCCUGCCUUGCUUUAGCCGAACCAACACCAUAUCCCUCGAAUCCCCAUACCGACAUUGUUUAUGUGUCCAUUCUUAUCGUCAGUCUGUCUGUCUGUCGCUCUUUACAUUCAUUUUUCGGUUAUCGCUUCUGCUUCCUUUCCUUUUGCGAUAAUUUUCCCUUUCAUUCCCAUUUUUGGUUUACCCAACUUCAUCCUCGCUUUCUUUAUUUCUUCUUCCUUUUUGAUUAUCCCUCCCGCCAGUUUUUCUUUUUCUUUCUUUCUUUCUUUUGUUAUUCUUCUUCUUUAUUUCUCCCUUUACUUUUAGACAUUUUCUUUUCUCAUUCCAUAUAUUUUUCUUUUCAUUCUCAUUUUGCCUUUCUUUCUUCAGUUCUAUUUCUCAUAUCAUCAUAUUUUUUUCUUCCUGCAUUCUAUAAUUCAUCUAUUUCGUUCUUAUUUCUCCGUUAUUUAUUCAUAUAUUACUUGAACUUUUCCUACUUCAGAUCUGUUAACUAUAUUCAAAAUGGCCUUUUGUCCCUGAUUCUUUUUAUUUUAGCUUCAAUAUUAUCUUUGUAUUUUUGUUUAAUUGCUUCAACUUUCUUUCUAUCAUUUUCAUUUCUCUCAUUCUUUGGCCAUUAUUUCUUUUUUUCUUCCUUUCUCAUUUCUCAAAUUCUUAAUUCUUUCAUUCAUUUUUCUUUCUUUCUUUUUCCCACCUUUCUUCUUUGUUCCUUUCUUCGUGUAUUCUUUACUUCUUUCUUUUUCUUUUCUUUCUGUGUUCAUUCUUUUUUUUCUUUAUUUCAUCGUUUUGUUAUUUCCUUCUUGUCUACUCUCUUUCUUUCAUAUCUUUCUAUUUUUCUUUCGUUCUUUCUCUUUUCUCUCAUUCUUUUUUCAUUAAUUCAGUCACUCUUUCUUUCUUUUUUAUUUCUUCAUUCAUUAAUCUUUCUGAUUCUUUUGUACAUUCUUUCUUUCUCAUUUCUCUUAUUCUUUUUUUCCUAUCUUCCUUCUUUGUUUCUUUCUCUGUGUCUUCUUUAUUUUCUUUAUUUCUUAUUCAUUCUUUUUUCUUCAUUAUGUUUUCUUUCUUUCUUUCUUCUUUUUUUGUUAUUUUCUUCCUGUCUUCUUUCUUUCUUUCUUUUUCAUUUCUUUCUAUUUUCUUUGGUUCUUUCUUCUUUUUCUCAUUCUCAUUCUUUGUUCAUUAAUUCAGUCGAUAUUUCGUUCUUUCUUCUUUCUUCUUUCUUCGCUCCUCCUGAUUAUGUUUUCAUUCUUUCUUUCUUCACCAUUUCUCUUAUUCUUUCUUUUUCUUCCUUGCUUCUCUCUUUGUUUCUUUUCUUCUUUCCUUUUUUAUUUCCUUCAUUCUUUUUUCUUUUUCUAUUUCCUUCUAUGUUCUUUCUUUUUUCUUUCUUUUUAUUAUUAUUUCUUCUUUAUUCUUCUUUUCUUUCUUGUUUCUUCGCUUUUCUCCAUCUUACUUUCUUUUAUUUCUUUCUUUGUUUCUUUGUUUCUUUAUUUAUAAUUCGUUCUUUGUUCUUUCUUUUUUUUACUUCUUUCUUUUUCUAUCUUUCUUUCGUCCUUUACUUUCCUUUUCUUUUCUUCUUUCUUUGUACCCCCCUUUAUUUAAUCUUAUUUUCUUUAUUCAUUUCUUUUUCUUCUCUUUUUAUAUUUUAUUCUAUUUCUUUCUUUCUUAUUUCUUUCUUUUUUUCUUUCCUUUUUCUUUUUUCUUUCUUCAAUUCUUUCAUUUUCUUUUUUCAUUCCGUUCUUUCUUUCUUUCAUUCUUUCUUUCUUUCUUUUCCGUCCUUUUCUUUCUUUCUUUCUUUUCCUUCGUUUCUUUUUUCUUUAUAUCAUUUAUUUAUGUAUUUCCAUUUAUUUUUUGCACACUCAUAUUCAGAUUUUAAUUUUCUUUUCUCGCUUUUAUGGAUCGUUCACAUCACAUGUUAG